AUGGUGUCUGAGGGGAUCGACAGCAAUCCUCUACUGGUUGGCAUGAGCACACAAGAGCCUCCAGUCAAGGUCAGCGUCUACCCAGACCUCAACGACUUGACCAAAUGCUCGUCAUUCUACUUGCCGCCUUCGCUCCUCAAAGAGAAGUCGGAAUAUUUUCGGGGCGCUCUCAGUGGCAAAUUGAUGGAGUCGGAGGUUAGCGAGGUCAAACUUGUGGACGUACAUCCCAAGGCGGUCAAGAUGUUUGUUGAAUGGUUGUACCUCCGCAAGCUGCACAUCCAGGACGCCGAUACACAGCCUGUCUUUGUCGACGGGGACUUCAUGCGUGCCUAUCAAUUGGCCGAUCGGCUACUGUGUCCCGAGGCUUGUAAGAACGAGAUCAUGAAUUCCCUCCAGGAGCUUCAUCUGCGUCGUGGCUUCCAUCCGAUCGACCUUGGCCAGGCGUACACAAACUCUCUGCCGGAUAGCCUCCCCUGGCGAUAUCUUAUUCAUCACGUGGCCUCCGACUUGACCGAUGUAGAUCUGUACAAGCACUUCACCACCUAUCAGGCGUGGAACCAUCUUCCCUGCGGCGUUGUCAGACCAUUGUUCACCGAGUUCCAUAAACUGUGCGUGGGGUCGCUGAAAGAGGAGACUGCUAAAGACCCCGCUAGGCAGACCGGCUGUCGAUGGCAAGUACACACCAACAAAAAGGAGUCGAAGUGUCGGAACCCAUGUUCUUAG
Cyphellophora europaea CBS 101466 is the source of this 723-nucleotide messenger RNA. RefSeq lists its product as uncharacterized. The coding region runs from base 1 to 723 and encodes 240 amino acids. Lineage: Eukaryota; Fungi; Ascomycota; Eurotiomycetes; Chaetothyriales; Cyphellophoraceae. The record is from RefSeq and is a predicted model, not a curated record. The transcript is spliced from 2 exons. Gene Ontology annotation, molecular function: protein binding.